ACAACUACAGCACAACCCCUUUUCCUCUGUUUUCAAUCUCACACAAACGCCUAUAUAAUAAGCAACCCCUGUUUCAUGAAACCAUCUCAAAACCAGAGCAAGAAACACACAAAACAGCCUUUCAAAAUGCUCUUUACUUGGUUUGUUUGAAGGGAAGCUAAUAAGAUCCACCAUUUCCACCCAAACUUACCUUCCCAUUUUCUCUACAUCUCAAUUCUCAACUUUCAGAUCAUUUUUCACUUCCCCCCUGUCCAAACAUUGAAAGUUUCUCUGGGUUUUCCUCCUGUGAGCUUCUGUAACUUUCAGUUUUCAACUUCAUCCAUUAAAGCCUGAAAUGGGUGUUGGUGGGACUCUUGAGUACUUAUCAGAUUUGGUGGGAAGUAGCCAUAAGCACAAGAAAAAGAAACAGCUUCAAACUGUGGAGCUGAAGGUAAGAAUGGACUGUGAUGGCUGUGAGCUCAAGGUCAAGAAUGCCCUCUCUUCACUCAGUGGGGUGAAAUCUGUGGAGAUAAACAGAAAGCAGCAGAAGGUGACAGUUACAGGGUAUGUUGAAGCAAGCAAGGUGCUUAAGAAGGCUAAGUCCACAGGGAAGAAGGCAGAGAUAUGGCCGUAUGUUCCCUACAGUUUAGUGGCGCAGCCUUACAUUGCGCAGGCUUAUGACAAGAAGGCACCACCAGGCUACGUUAGAAAUGUGGAGCAGACUGCCAUUACUGCUUCUGUUACCAAAUAUGAGGACCCUUACAUGAACAUGUUCAGCGAUGACAACCCAAAUGCCUGCUCUAUCAUGUAAUUCUAGUACAAGAAGUUCGUGUUUUGUAUCACUCUCUGUCUUUCUUCAGCUUAUUUUUUGUCAUCAGCUCAAUAAUUUGUAGUGGAAUCCUUUUAUGAAGAGAAAGGGUCAACUUGGGAUGACUGAUUAGAACAUUUGGGGUUGUUAGUUGUUAGUAGUGAUGUAAGAGAUUACUUUAUAUCUCUUGGUUUGAAGGAUGCAUGAUGUUGUAAUUUCUUGUUUGUGAGAUGACUUUGGUUUUCUCCA
Cucurbita pepo subsp. pepo (vegetable marrow) is the source of this 1036-nucleotide messenger RNA. Its product is annotated as heavy metal-associated isoprenylated plant protein 23. Gene Ontology annotation, molecular function: metal ion binding. NCBI's taxonomy places the organism in Eukaryota, Viridiplantae, Streptophyta, Magnoliopsida, Cucurbitales, Cucurbitaceae. The record is from RefSeq and is a predicted model, not a curated record.